AUGCUAGAAACAGUUCCUCUUCAAGAUCUUCGUACUAUGAAUGAAAUCCCAGAUUUAAAAACUGAUGGAUUCACUUGGGUUUCAAAAAGACACGUUGAAGGAAUUGAAAAUCUAAAAGAAUUCUCUAAUGAACAUAACACUGCUUUGACAGAUGAUUCGGUUAAACUUGUGAAAGAUUUAACAGGAGCAAAAUCAGUACUUGCCUAUUCAUCUACUUUUAGACAUUACGAAUCAGAAAAAGCUAAAAAGCCAAUUUCAGUCAUUCAUUCAGAUAUGUCAGCCAAAGGAGCAAAAUAUACUAAAAAAGAAAUCAAAAAAAGAUUUUUAACUUCAGAGAAUCCAAUGGAAGUUGAACUUGGAAAUUUAUUGAAGAAAGGUCAAAAUAAUGUGAUGUUACUAAAUGUUUGGAGGCCUCUUCGAGUUGUUCAAGAUAAUCAUCUUGGAUUUUGUAAAUGGUCAUCUCUUUCAAGACGUGAUAGAUUAGACUGGGGUAUCAAACCCACCAAUCCACAUAAUUCACUUCAAGCAUGGAAGUAUAGUAAAUCUCAACAAUGGUUUUACCUCAGCAAACAAAAGCAAGAUGAAGUGUUUGUUUUCCUUCAACACGAUAGUAAAGCAAAAGAUCAUCACGGUAUCAAUGUUCCACAUGCUUCAUUCAAUUCUAAAUCAGAUCUUGGUCAAUCACGUACAAGAAUGAGUUUUGAGUCUAAGAUCGUGGUAGUUUUUGAAUCACCAACAAAUGAAGGAAGAUUUUCAAAACUUCAUAAACAGAUUGAUUCAUUUUUCAGCCAAUUCAAUUGA
Messenger RNA from Melampsora larici-populina 98AG31, 801 nucleotides. RefSeq lists its product as uncharacterized. Gene Ontology annotation, molecular function: oxidoreductase activity. The record is from RefSeq and is a predicted model, not a curated record. Lineage: Eukaryota; Fungi; Basidiomycota; Pucciniomycetes; Pucciniales; Melampsoraceae. The transcript has 2 exons. Bases 1 to 801 code for a protein of 266 amino acids.